Pteronotus mesoamericanus is the source of this 8176-nucleotide messenger RNA. It is a transcript of the gene CDS2, whose product is annotated as CDP-diacylglycerol synthase 2. The record is from RefSeq and is a predicted model, not a curated record. Gene Ontology annotation, molecular function: phosphatidate cytidylyltransferase activity. The transcript has 13 exons. Gene Ontology annotation, cellular component: endoplasmic reticulum membrane. The coding region runs from base 159 to 1496 and encodes 445 amino acids. Lineage: Eukaryota; Metazoa; Chordata; Mammalia; Chiroptera; Mormoopidae.
CGGCGGGGCUGCGCUGGGGCCUGCGAGCUGCUGCGGGGCUGUGCGCUGCUCAAGCUGGGCGGGGCCGUCCGAGCGGAGUCCGUGCGCGCCCGCGCUGAGCUGCCUGCUUCGGCGGCUCCGCUGCUCGUCCGCGGCGACGUCGCCCGCGAGUCUCCAGCAUGAACGAGCUAAGGCUUAGGGCGGUCCGCGAGCCGGACGCACCGCCCGAGGACAAGGUAGCGCCGGAGCCAGAAGCAAAGGUAGACGGAGAGACUGCAUCGGACAGUGAGAGCCGAGCGGAAGCUACCCCCCUCGUAACCUCUGUGGACGAUACCCCAGAGGUCCUCAACAGGGCCCUCUCCAACUUGUCUUCAAGAUGGAAGAACUGGUGGGUGAGAGGCAUCCUGACUUUGGCCAUGAUUGCAUUUUUCUUCGUCAUCAUUUACCUGGGACCAAUGGUUUUAAUGAUCAUUGUGAUGUGUGUUCAGAUAAAGUGUUUCCAUGAGAUUAUUACUAUUGGCUACAAUGUCUACCACUCCUAUGACCUACCCUGGUUCAGGACCCUCAGCUGGUACUUUUUACUGUGUGUAAAUUAUUUCUUCUACGGUGAAACGGUGACAGAUUACUUCUUCACUUUGGUCCAGAGAGAGGAGCCUUUGCGGAUUCUCAGCAAAUACCACCGGUUCAUUUCCUUUACUCUCUACCUAAUAGGAUUCUGCAUGUUUGUAUUGAGUCUGGUCAAGAAGCAUUACCGCCUGCAGUUCUACAUGUUUGGUUGGACCCAUGUAACGUUGCUGAUUGUUGUCACCCAGUCACAUCUUGUUAUCCACAACCUCUUUGAAGGAAUGAUCUGGUUCAUUGUCCCCAUUUCUUGCGUUAUCUGUAAUGACAUCAUGGCCUAUAUGUUUGGCUUCUUCUUUGGUCGGACCCCUCUCAUCAAGCUAUCACCGAAGAAGACCUGGGAAGGCUUCAUUGGGGGCUUCUUUGCUACUGUGCUGUUUGGCCUCCUGCUGUCCUAUGUGAUGUCUGGGUACAGAUGCUUUGUCUGCCCCGUGGAGUACAACAACGACACCAACAGCUUCACUGUGGACUGUGAGCCCUCGGACCUGUUUCGCCUGCAUGAGUAUAACAUUCCUGAGGUGAUCCAGUCGGCCAUUGGCUGGAAAAUCGUCCGGAUGUACCCUUUCCAGAUUCACAGCAUUGCCCUCUCGACCUUUGCCUCACUCAUCGGCCCCUUUGGAGGGUUCUUUGCAAGUGGAUUCAAACGAGCCUUUAAAAUCAAAGACUUUGCCAAUACGAUUCCUGGCCACGGGGGCAUCAUGGAUCGCUUUGACUGCCAGUAUCUGAUGGCCACCUUCGUCAAUGUGUACAUCGCCAGUUUUAUCAGGGGCCCGAACCCAAGCAAGCUGAUUCAGCAGUUCAUGACCUUGCGGCCAGAUCAGCAGCUCCACAUCUUCAACACACUCAAGUCUCACCUGACCGAGAAGGGGAUGCUGACAGAUGCCCUGGAGAACUAGCAGGCGCCACGCAGGGCCAGGAGUCAGAGCAGGCCAGAGCGAGGGGACAGGGCUCCCAGGCAAGCCCCGCUGGUGUGACUUAGACAAUGACAAGGCUUCAACUCACUGUCUUUUUCUUUUUUAACUUUUUGGUAGAGUGUUUUUUAUCUGCAGGUGUUAAGAAAAUUCUGUACAUUCAGUCUAUGUGCUUAUGAUUUGGGGUUACAAGUAAACUACAGCUUUGAGUUGGAAGGAAGUCAUGGGGGUAAAACCAUUUGGGUUUUUUAAACAGAAGUUUUAAAACCCUGGAGGAUGGUGCUGCCCAGCUCAGCAGUGGCUGCUUGGCCCUGGGUCUGGGUCUCCUCAGUGGAACCGGGCUCGAUUAGAGAGUGGCUGUUCACUGGGUCUGACGGGCUCAGGGUCCCCCGCACCUGUCUUCGUACUGCCCCUUUCCCCAGCAGGGAAGGGGUACACGGCUUCAGUGUCUUUGCUGCUGGAGAGCUUUGCCCUGAGCUGCUCUGUAAUCCCGCCUUGGAGCCCCACGGGGUUUGCCUUCUGUCGGCUGCGGGGACAAAGGCUUAUUUAUCAGACAGCAUUCUGUCCACAUAAAAUCCCGGGGAACAUGAGCUCUGCUUUAUGAUAUGGAGUCACCUAACUUCAUCACAGACUGAAAAAUUUUCUUGAGAAAGCUCAAAAAAUUAUUUAUAAUAGUCUGGUAAAACAAACAGACAAAAAAAAACACCACACUGUAAGACUUCAAGUAUAUACAGUAGAAUGUACUGUAACCAAACCCCUUCCCACAUGUUUAGGCUCUGAUGGCUCCUGGAGGGCGGUCCAGCUAACUUUAUCUUCAGGGAUGAUGGUGUUCACGUUUGUGCUAUGGACUGGUUGCUGCUGAAUCCUUUCUGGGGGCUUUCCCACUGGGCAGGGAGCAGAGAGCUUCUUGUUUGUGCCCCUCGCCUGACCACCCACCCAUGUAGCUGCUGUGUUGUAUAUAUAUUACUCCUAAGGCAAAUGUGUAUUGUGUAUGUGUUUUAAAAAUCACUUAUUUCCUAUAGUGAUUUCAACUGUACCAUGACUUCUUCACUGAAACCAUAGAAUCCUGCUUAAAACUUUGGAAAACCCAACCUGAUUAGAGGUUCGACUAUUCUGAAGAUUAAAUGCACACUUUUUAUAUAAUGUGACAAGUUAAAUGUACUUUGUAUUUUACUGGGGGACCUUUCUUUUUUUAAAAAAAACAAAACAGAACUGUGAUUUAUUUUGUUUCCCUUCUUAAUUAUAAGAGUGAAGUUGACUUUGGGAAAGGGGUACAGGAGAGAGAACUUGAUGUCCAAAUGGGUUUAAUUAUUCCAUGCCAUGGUGGUUCUCAUUGCCAAAUGAGGGUGUAAUAGCUUCCUUUAGUACCUGGCCUGGUGGUAGUUUGUUUUGUUUCUGUUUGACUGAGCCUUUCUGCCUCCCCGAAAGCUCACACUCAGCCCAGAUCACUGGAGCGUCCAGCACAGGGCAGACCCCUCGGCAUUUCAGCUCACAGACACCGCAUGACUUUCCACAUGCCUGUAGCAUUGAAGCAGCUUCUUUAUUCUGAACUUUUACUUCCACUUUAGCACAUAGCUCUUCUUUUUCAGGUUCAAGUCCCCCAAAAACAAAAUGUGUUUUUGCACAGGGUUUCAGUCCUGGCUGUGGACCCUGGAUGGGACUGGCACAUCCCUCACUGGGUCCUUGUUUUCUGAGUUGUCUUCUAAUUCCAGUAUUCCGUGAUUCUGGCUGAGCAAGUCAUGUCUCCAGAGGCAGCUAUGGGUAGUGAGUCAUGUCCUGGGCACCCGAAAAGCAAGUGGUGUCGGGCCCUUUCUAAAUGUUUGUCCUUAAGAUGAGGCAGCAUCUCAGCAAUGAAUUAAACAGUGGAGGUGAUUAGUAAUGACUCUAGUUUUCUCACUGAAGAAUGAACUUAUUCUCCUGAACCAGAGACAGAAAGUCUCAUUUGUCUUGUGGUGCCUCAUUGUGGGCCUAUGGUGGGGUCCUUGGGAGCAGGGAGCGGCAGCUGGAGCCCAGCAGCAGAGAGCCCCUCGCAAGGAGGGCUGCGCUUGGAUCAGGGUGCCUGGCACAUUCCCUUGUGGAUGUGGUCGCUGAUAGAGGCGUCUGAGGAUCCUGGGGGGUCUGCGGAAGCUGAAUGUGGUUGCUCGCCGGAGCUACCAGCAAGAAGGCCAGAGAGUCAGCCUGGACUUUAUUUUUUGGGGGGUUUCUCCACAUUCUUUCUGGUGAAAUAAGAGUGUAUCCCAGUGGAGUAUAGUCUAGAGAGCAAUGCUCCCUUGUGUCUUUGUAGCCCAGUGUUUUUCUUUCUCCCAUUUAUAGAUGUUACUUCACCAUUCAGAUAAGAUUCAAGAGACUAUUUUAACAUAUACCUGUGCAGAUCUUAAUGGUGUAACUUAACUUCGUGUCCAUUUUGUGUGUGUGAGAGAGAAAUAAAACGUGAAUGACACUGUGUGCCCUCCCUUGUCAUGGAUUCGGUUUCUCACUUCCAUGUUUGCCUUUCUGUUUCCCACUUGUUUGGUAUUCAUAGCUGUUACGCAGUUCUGAUUUAGAGAUUUUUGUUUUGUUUACAGUUUGAAUCCUAUACAUUCUCACAACAACCUGCCAAGGUGCCACAGGUGAGAGUCAUGAGCACUUUGCCAGUGCGGAAGCUGAGGGGCAGAGUCGGGAGAGAGCUUCUCCAGGGUCAUGUGGUGGAGUUGAGUCUCCGUCUUUCCGUCUGCCCACCAGGACAAGGACUGGAUUGUCCCCAGCCCCACUUGCCUUUGCAAAGGUGGAGUAAGAGCUUCUGAAAUUUUGCACCAUUCCUUCCCUCAAGCUUAGGAGGCCUGACCUGUCUGCCAGGUUGGAGCGUAAGUUGCUGUUUGCUCCUAAGCAGUGAGAUAAAGGAGCUCAUGGACAAGGGCGUUCCAGAAGCCAGGGCCCUUCUGCAGGGAGCUGAGCCUGGCAUCCUCCCUGGUGAUUUCUACUUGUCCCCUCUCACAGGACACCCAUGUCUUUCCCCCUUGUGUGUGCAUGCCACCUCAGCAUGAUGAAAGUACACAUGUUUUCCUCCUGAAUGUAGAACCCUCUAAGGCAGCCUGGGCCUUACUUAUAUUUAUUAUUUUUGGUCUGUUUCUAUUCUGAACAUUUUAGUAGCUGUAGUAUAACUGUAUUUAAAACAUUUACUCUUAGUGCUGUACAGUUCUACAAUGUAUAUUUGAAACUAGUGUCAUUUUCAGAAGGGGCAAAAUGUAACUUUUAACCUUAUACAAGUGGACUUUUGAAACUCCUUUAAUGGUAUUUAUCUUUUUCUACUGGGCUUCUUAGCCUAUAAGUUGACUUAUGUUAUGCAAGUAGAUUCCAAAAAUAUGCUUUAAGGGAGACUAAGCAAACCCUGUGACUUGAGUCUAAGCUAGUUGCUGAGUGGGCUGGAGGCCGAUUUGAAUGGAUCCUGGAGUUUAGCUCUUUCGAGUGUCAACGAGUUCUGGGCAGGUCCGAGAGCACCAUGAGGUGAUGGGUGGGUCGGAGGAGCACGUGAACCACUCCAGGCAAAGAGCGUCCCUGCUCGGAAAACUACGCAGUGGCCUUGUUCCCUGAGCAGCCUGCCCAAGGUCAGUUUUGUAAGGAAGUAGAUUUCCAUUACUCUACCAAACGUGGUCUGUCAUUGCUGAAACUUGUUUCUGCGUCACCAUUGCCCUUUGUUUUUUGUAGUAACUCACAUCUGUGCCCACCUUGUAAUUAUGUGCUGAGAAAAGGGUGGAGUGGGGAGGGGUGAUGUCACUUGUGUUCAGGGUUCCUGUUCUUCCAAAGUCGGGGGGGGGGGAGGAAAGGCUAAGGGGAGGAUCCAGGUGCCUGUCGUGGACACAUCACGAGACAGUAAGCCACGGGUGGGCAGCCCCUGGUGCUGCCUGCAGCAGGGGCUCCGAAGGAGCAGCCGGAACAAACCAUCGCUGAGGCGACGGGAUGGGCUGCGCACAGUGGUUCCGAAGCCAGAGGUUGGGUCCAAACAGCCCUACGUCUGGGCAGGCUACUAAGUGCAACUCUGGCCCAGCUGGGCCUGAUAACAGCACCUCCCUUGUGGGAUUGUGGAGAUUUUAAGAGAGAAUGCUUGUUAAGCAUUUCUCACAGUGCUUGACACAUAGUGGGUGCUCAAUAAGUGGUAGUUAUUUUUGUUGCGCUGAGCUGGUAAUUUGAACCUAAGUCGCUGUGAUGUCAGAGACUGGGUUCUCAGCCACUGGACUGCAAAGAAAGGGGCUGAUUCCUGGGCAGGGCCUCAUUCUGUCCUUGUGUCAGUCAAAACAAACUUCUUUUCCCCUUGUCACUUGCCACACAGUUGCCCAGCUUCCAGUUUUUACAGAAAUGAACAGCUUCCACUUCCUGACUUGCUUUCCUUUAUUUGGAGGGGGUAGGGCUUGUGGCACGACCUAGAGAGAGUGCUGGCGUUUGGACAAAGGGGCGAUGAAAGAGCCUGGUUUAAAGUCUUCAUCUGGGCUCACCUCCUGGUCCUAGGUUCUGCUCAUCCACGUGCCCUACAGAAGGUGGCCCCGUUCUCAGUAACAGCGUCCCCGCGGCCAACCACCUGUAUCAUUUGAAAGCGUCCCCAUCUUUUUGUUGCUCCCAGCACUGCUCCAGUCCCUGCCUCCUUCAGGUUGACCAGCCAAGACGUUGUUUACCUGGGCUCUCAGGUGGGUAGAGGCUGUUGCUCUUACCUGGGGCUGCCUCUUGAUUAAGUUUUUUACCUGUUUGUAUGUGGACCGUGUUUUCACAGGCAGUGUGGGAGGUAUACUUUGGAUGCUAAAAUGUUGGGGUUUUUAGAACAUGUGGAUGAUUUCUGUGAAUAGAGGACAGAAUAUCUGAGAGCCAGGAGUUUAUGGCCAGUGGGUUUUAAGUCCACUUGGCUAUUUAAAAACCCUGUCUCCUUUCCUACCGUCUCCACCAAAUGCCUAACUGCUGAGGCUCUUUUCAUUUUUCUUCUCCAGCCAGUAAGUUACUAGCAGUGUACUUAUUAAUAAUAAUUGCAGCAAUAGUAAUAGUGCUUGAUAUGGGCCAGGCACAUAGGAAGUUGCUGUAGUGCCAGAGACUGGGUUCUCAGCCACUCCACCGCCACCUGCCCUGCACGCAGCCUGGGCGUCCAAGGUCUGGAAAGCGGCCCACUGAGCUGCUGAGAGAAGCAGUCCAGCUUCAACACCCACCUACUUUGCACUUGUUCCAGAAGGUUGGCCUGACAAAAGGAAUGAAGACAAGAGGAUGUUUUGAAACCCCCCACACUUAGCGGCCAUGGUUUGCCUGAAGCCGUCCUCACUUCCUGCUGCUCUUGGUAUAGAUUUUCCAUGGGAAAGGGCCUCGUUCUUGUCUUCUUGCCGGUGGUGCCUCCGCUCUGUGGGUGACGGUGUCUCUGAUUCCCUCAGGACCCCAUUUCCCCCUCUGGCCAAGGGCACACAGCUCAGGAACCUACAGCAGUGCCCUGCAUAAGCGGCCAUGGGCCACGAAGAGUAAGGGAAAGAGAAAGUACCUCCAGAGCAGAUUAUAACACAGGGGAAGGGAGCCUGAAAGCCCUGCCCGCACCCUUGCAGUGUAACAAGUCAGGGCCUUGUGUUUCAUGCUUUCUUAAUAGUAUUUAAGGGUAGAAGCAGGUGACCACUGAGGAUAGAUGACGUGGGUGUGUUGUUGGAUCGCAGGUUAGCAGAGGAUCACGUGCGUGAUUUCAUGAAUGAAGGGAGAACAGGCACUUGAGUGAAAAAUAUUUCAUUUAGUUUUCUGAAGGGAGACAGGGAGUUAGGGAGGGUGUGUGUGUGAGGUGGGGGAUUCUUCCCUUUGAAGGAAUGGUGUUGACAAAGACCCGUGAAAUUCAAGCCAAUGGAGUAAUAAUGUGGAAUUACCGGCUUGACCGAGAAGUGUUCCUGGGAGCUGGCAGAGAAGGAAGACCAGAUCCAGAGGCCCACUGUGUUAACUGGCCUCGCCCCUUCACUUAAUUAAUGAAGCCGCAAUUGUGGCAGGAAUCAGGAGAGCAUGGUUGCAGAGGUGUUCGGGAAGCAGCUGCUGUGACGGGCUGGUCCUGGGCUUGUCCUCUUGUCCUGGACUCCACGUUUGUUGGGCCUGGCACUUCCUCCCUCAUCACUGCAUCUAAAGAACCCAGGCAGCUUCUCGUCUGCAGAGAAAAAAAAAGUCUCCCAGUGGGGGCGAAGGCCCCGACAGUGCCGCUGCGGGGGUUUCCCGGGCGUUGGGCAGGGCCGAGCCCUUUGCAGCCUCUUGAGGGCUUCCCUCUAUGCAGUGCUCAGAGGGUUCAGCGGGGUUGAGGCAUCUGGUGAUUCUGUGCCAAGUGAAACUGUUUGCUGAUAGGAUGGAACACUUACGUCUCACUUCCGUUAGGUUCACAGCCUGGGUUUGCUGGCUUUGUGCCAAGGAACACCAGCCCAGAAAGGGAGUUCGGGGAAUUGUGUAGCUGCUGUGCCCCGUACGUGACUUGUUUCACUAGAUCCAUGUGUUUGUGCCACAGCAGACUCCCCUGUGCACCGUCUGAUCAGUGUUGGACAGUACAUGUAGAUUCUUUUCCACUGCAGUGUCAGAACAUGAUGGACUAUACAUUGGAAAAUAUUUACCGUGUUUAUAUACCUGAAUGUUCCUAUUACACAAAUAAACAUCUAUUAAAUUCUAGAUCCCGUGUGCUUCCUGGUGGGCAGAGUGCUGACGUG